AAAAAAAAAAAAAAGGCAGCUCCAGCGCCGGACGGAUCGGACGCAGUUCGGACGGAACCGACGGAGCGGCACUGCGGAGGGAGAUGAAAUCAGAAAGCAGACAUGGAUGUUUAACCGGCUUUUUGCUUUUAUUUUUUUAAUCCUUCAGACCCUUUUUUUAUUUAGAAUUUUUAUUUAUUUUCAUGAUGUUGCUCGUGCUUCUGGGGUGUUAAUUAAGAAGCUGCUCGAUGUUUCUCAUCAGUUUCUAACCGGAACAAAAUGAGGAUUUCUUCUCCCGCCUGGAUUCUCUGGAUGUUCCCGGGCUUUUGGGGACUGACUAUGGGAGCUUUCCCGAGCAGCGUUCAGAUCGGUGGUCUGUUUAUCAGAAACACUGAUCAGGAAUACACAGCCUUUCGUUUGGCAAUAUUCCUGCACAACACGAGCCCGAAUGCGUCGGAAGCUCCGUUCAACCUGGUGCCUCAUGUAGACAACAUAGAAACAGCCAACAGCUUUGCUGUCACCAACGCCUUUUGCUCCCAGUACUCCCGCGGUGUCUUCGCCAUCUUCGGCCUGUACGACAAGCGCUCUGUGCACACGUUGACGUCCUUCUGCAGCGCCCUGCACAUCUCCCUCAUCACGCCCAGCUUCCCCACCGAGGGCGAGAGCCAGUUCACCCUGCAGCUGCGGCCGUCCAUCCGCGGUGCGCUGUUGUCCCUCCUCGACCACUACAAGUGGAACAAGUUUGUCUUCCUGUACGACACGGACCGAGGUUACGCCAUCCUGCAGGCCAUCAUGGAGAAGGCGGGGCAGGACAACUGGCAGAUCAGCGCCAUCUGCGUGGAGAACUUCAACGACGCCAACUACCGGCAGCUGCUGGAGGACCUGGACCGGCGAAAGGAGAAGAAGUUUGUGAUCGACCUGGAGUCGGAGAGGCUGCAGAGCAUGUUGGAACAGAUCGUCAGCGUUGGGAAACACGUGAAGGACUACCAUUACAUCAUGGCCAACCUGGGUUUUAAGGACAUCAACCUGGAGCGCUUCAUGCACGGCGGCGCCAACGUGACCGGCUUCCAGCUGGUCGACUUCAGCAACCCCAUGGUCAUCAAGCUGAUGCAGCGCUGGAAUAAACUGGAUCAGAGGGAAUACCCGGGCUCAGACGCCCCACCCAAGUACACCUCGGCGCUGACGUACGACGGCGUGAUGGUGAUGGCCGAGGCCUUCAGGAACCUGCGCAGGCAGAAGGUGGACCUGUCCAGGCGGGGCAACGCUGGAGACUGCCUGGCUAACCCCGCCGCCCCGUGGAACCAGGGCAUCGACAUGGAGCGAACGCUCAAACAGGUCCAGUUGCAGGGAUUAACAGGUAAUGUCCAGUUUGACCAUUAUGGCCGCAGAGUCAACUACACCAUGGACGUGUUUGAAUUGAAGAAUAACGGACCCAGACGGAUCGGCUAUUGGAACGAUGCCGACAAGCUGGUGCUGAUCCAGGACGCCCCGCAGCUUUCUAAUGACACCGACAUGAACCGCACCGUUAUCGUUACAACUAUCAUGGAGGGUCCCUACGUCAUGCAGAAGAAGAACUGGGAGAUGUACGAGGGGAACGACCAGUACGAGGGCUACUGCGUGGACCUGGCCUCGGAGAUCGCCAAACAUAUUGGGAUCAAGUACAAGAUCUCCAUCGUCCCCGACGGGAAGUACGGCGCCAGGGACCCAGAGACGAAGAUCUGGAACGGCAUGGUUGGGGAGCUGGUGUACGGGAAAGCGGAAAUUGCCGUGGCCCCUUUGACCAUCACGUUGGUCCGGGAGGAGGUGAUUGAUUUCUCAAAACCUUUCAUGUCGCUCGGCAUCUCCAUCAUGAUCAAGAAGCCCCAAAAGUCUAAGCCGGGUGUGUUCUCCUUCCUGGACCCGUUGGCCUACGAGAUCUGGAUGUGCAUCGUGUUCGCCUAUAUCGGCGUCAGCGUGGUGCUCUUCCUGGUCAGCCGCUUCAGCCCGUACGAAUGGCACACCGAGGAGCCCGAGGAGGGCACAGACGGUCCGCCAAGCGACCAGCCCCCCAACGAGUUCGGCAUCUUCAACUCUCUCUGGUUCUCCCUGGGCGCCUUCAUGCAGCAGGGCUGUGACAUCUCCCCCAGAUCGCUAUCGGGUCGAAUCGUAGGAGGGGUGUGGUGGUUCUUCACUCUCAUCAUCAUCUCGUCCUACACGGCCAACCUGGCUGCCUUCCUCACCGUGGAGCGGAUGGUUUCACCCAUCGAGAGCGCCGAGGACCUGGCCAAGCAGACCGACAUCGCCUACGGGACUCUGGACUCCGGUUCCACCAAAGAGUUCUUCAGGCGGUCCAAGAUCGCCGUCUACGAGAAGAUGUGGGGGUACAUGAAGUCCGCCGAGCCCACGGUCUUCACCAAGACCACGGUAGAAGGGGUGGCGCGGGUCCGCAAGUCCAAAGGGAAAUACGCCUUCCUGCUGGAGUCCACCAUGAACGAGUACACAGAGCAGCGCAAACCCUGCGACACAAUGAAAGUCGGAGGCAACUUGGACUCCAAAGGCUACGGCGUAGCCACCCCCAAGGGUUCACAGUUAAGAACGCCCGUAAACCUUGCCGUAUUGAAACUGAGUGAAGCAGGAGUCUUAGACAAACUGAAAAACAAAUGGUGGUACGAUAAAGGGGAGUGUGGACCCAAGGACUCUGGAAGUAAGGACAAGUCUUCUCAAGCCCUCAGCCUGAGCAAUGUGGCGGGGGUCUUCUACAUCCUGGUCGGGGGCCUGGGUCUGGCAAUGCUGGUGGCCCUCAUCGAGUUCUGCUACAAGUCACGCAACGAGGCCAAGAGAAUGAAGCUCACGUUCACAGAAGCCAUGAGGAACAAGGCCCGUCUGUCCAUCACCGGCAGCGUUGGGGAGAACGGCCGAGUGCUGACGCCCGACUGCCCCAAGGCUGUCCACACCGGGCCCCCCAUCCGCCAGAGCUCCGGCCUGGCCCUGGUCUCCUCUGAGCUUCCAUGAAAACCAAAAACCUCUCAAGUGCCUUAACGCAACAGCAAACAAACAAACAAUAAACAACAACAACCAGGACGAAAACAGGACUCACUCGCAGCAGACGGGGAUCUCCUCCUGUGACAGAACCUGAGGAGGCGGAACAAUAACGAGUUUUUCUUUUUUUUUUUAUUUUACAGAAGACUCACUGGAGUGAUCAAACCUUCAACUCAUGACAAAAAAAAAAGGAAAAUAUCACAAGAUGUGACAAAAGAUGAGAAAUCUGUCAACUUGAAACUCAAACUGCACAUCGGACUGAGAAAACAAACAAAUAAAGAAGCAGCGACUUCGCGAGGUUCUGAUGAGGAUAACGAUGAGAAACAUUUGUAUUUAUAAAAAAAAAAAAUGCUGAAUAUAUGAGCAAAACAGAAUACUGUGAAAAAUGAGUAAAUAUGUAUAUUCUGAGACAAAAACUACUAGCUGUACAUAACCAUGCUUGCUUUUUAAAACAGAUGUACAUAGCAGAUAUUGUAGUGAACAAAAUGUUCAUUUUUUGUAAAAAUUAAAACAUCUUUUAAGAUUUUAUUCAUCGCAAUAAUGAGAGAAGUUUAAAUUCACCUGUAUUAUAGAGAAGCUCUAAAUGUGAAGGGUAUCGACUGCCCAAACCUUCUGAUACCUGUUAAUAAUAAAUAUAAUCAACGACGAAUGUUAACCCCCAAUCCCUAAUCCAGAUUAAUCCUCACUGUGCAGACGGAGGUGGUGCAGGAAUCAAGCAUCUUUUUUUGUACUGAAAAGUAAAAAAAAAUAAACAAAUAAAAUGUU
Messenger RNA from Austrofundulus limnaeus, 3762 nucleotides. Its product is annotated as glutamate receptor 4. NCBI's taxonomy places the organism in Eukaryota, Metazoa, Chordata, Actinopteri, Cyprinodontiformes, Rivulidae. The record is from RefSeq and is a predicted model, not a curated record. The transcript is spliced from 16 exons. Gene Ontology annotation, molecular function: ligand-gated monoatomic ion channel activity; signaling receptor activity. Gene Ontology annotation, cellular component: membrane. Gene Ontology annotation, biological process: monoatomic ion transport. Bases 259 to 2970 code for a protein of 903 amino acids.